AUGGUCAGUCCCAACAUCAGCUCCUUCAGUGGAUUUUUCCUGCUGGGUUUCUCCAGCCAGCCUCUGCUGGAGAUGACCCUCUUUGUUUUCAUUGUGAUUUUCUACUUACUGACCCUGCUUGGCAAUGCAGCCAUCAUUCUUUUGGCUCAUCUGGAUCCCAGGCUUCACACCCCAAUGUACCUCUUCCUCAGCCACUUAUCCUCCAUGGACCUCUGCUACACCACCAGUACUGUCCCCCAGCUGCUGUUCAACUUGAAGGGCCCAGAGAAGACAAUAACUUACGGUGGGUGUGUUGGUCAACUCUACGUGGCCUUGGCAAUGGGCUGCACUGAGUGCAUCCUUCUUGCCGUAAUGGCUAUUGACCGCUAUGUGGCAGUCUGCCAGCCUUUGCACUAUACCAUGCUCAUGCAUCCUCGUAUCUGUUUGCAACUGGUGACCAUGACCUGGGUGACAGGUUUGACCAGCUCGUUAGUGCAGACGGUGCUCAUCGUGCAAGUGCCCCUUUGUGGAAGAAAUGUCAUAGACCACGUCUUCUGUGAAGUGCCAGCUCUCCUCAAACUCGCCUGUGUCGAUACCACCUUCAAUCAGAUGGAGCUCUUCCUCAUGAGUGCAUUUUUACUCCUGGUACCCCUCUUUCUCAUUCUUAUUUCCUACAGCUGCAUUGCAAAGGUCGUGUGGCAGACUAGGUCAUCUGAAGGACGCCGGAAGGCUCUGGGCACUUGCUCCUCGCACUUAGUGGUGGUGCUUCUCUUCUACGGCACUGCUAUGGCCACGUAUCUGCAGCCUCCUACCACCCCCUCCCAGAACAAGGGCAAAUAUAUGGCUUUGUUUUAUGGAAUUGUCACUCCAACUCUAAAUCCCUUCAUCUACUCAUUACGGAAUAAAGAUAUGAAAGGAGCACUGAGGAAGAUGAUAGGGAAAGAGUAA
Molecule: messenger RNA, 927 nt
Organism: Choloepus didactylus (southern two-toed sloth)
Lineage: Eukaryota; Metazoa; Chordata; Mammalia; Pilosa; Megalonychidae
Product: putative olfactory receptor 2B8
Exons: 1
Coding region: 1-927 (308 amino acids)
Biological process (GO): G protein-coupled receptor signaling pathway
Cellular component (GO): membrane
Molecular function (GO): olfactory receptor activity; G protein-coupled receptor activity
Source: RefSeq, a predicted model, not a curated record